AUGUGUGAGCGAGCAACCUUGACUCCAGUUAGCGCUAAUGAAAACCAGAUUCAAACCAGCCAUGUACAUCCCAUCGGCUUCAAUGCAAGAUCAGAUGAUGACGAGGCACCGCAAUCAGUCAUACAUGCGCCACCUGGCUUUGGUGACUUUGUAAGUCCGCAGGGAACUCCAUCUUUACCAACGACCGCUAACUAUUGGAUUAAGACGCAGACUAAGCCCCCGCAUAAUAUCGAAGAACAAUGCGAAACAGACUCAUCAUCUCCCAACUCUGAGCAAGAAGAGUCGAUAAGGAUUUCUGGAAAAGCCAAAAAGAUUGGCCUGAUAGAGCGACUCCUCGAGCCCAGACCAGACCUGAAUUUGAGGAGUCAGGACGACGGACUCGUUCAAGUAGCUUGGAAGACAUUGAAUCUCACGGGGAUAUUCAUCAUCAGGGUCACUGAUUCAUAUUUAGGGGAUUUCACGAGUAAAGAAGCCGAAAUAAAGGUCCUACGAGAUGCUUUGGAAGAAUGUUGGACGUUGUGCAACACGCUAGCUAGCCUAAGUUAUAUUAACCGAAACCGACAGGUUCUGUCCCAUGACGACGGGAUGCAGGAGGGAGCAUGGAGGUCUUGUUGGAUGCUGUGUUCGAAGCUUUACGAGACUCGAGAGGAGGAUUUCGCAUCCCAAGUCAAUCCAUUGCUAGAUCUCUGUCGUGAUUUCUGCCAAGCUCUCUUCGAAGUCCGCAUCUAUGACGGCGACGGGAUGGACUCGGUGUUACGAGUGAGCUUUGAACUCAACAAUCACCUUUACAAUACGCAUGAUCGGAAUCUGCCAGGUGCUUUUCGCGAACGGACCUUGGACUUCUAUGUCACUCUCUGUCACCGACUGAUGAAACAGCGAACACGUCUGAACGAAACUGAUUCUCUGCUAAGCGCGUGCUGGACACUGGCCGAGAUAUUAUUCAGAAUCCGACAAAGCAAACGAGAGAGGGAAGAGCUUGAUCAAGAACUACUUGAACCCGCUGUACAAGCUUGCUGGGAGCUAUGUGACAUCUUCCGCGAGCGUUCUCUUCACGGCAUGCGAAAUCCAGAUAGAGGGACUCCCCGGCCUAGCCAGACCACUUUUGCACACGCAUUUCAACAAGCGCAGCAAAUCUCAGAAGUCGAGUUUAUCGACGACUCAUUACAGUUUGUCAACCCCGAGACACCCACCACAAUCUUCGAGGACACGGCCACUGUGUCACCGGAUGAAGCUCCAAUUCCAAACAUCUUAGUCCUUGGGUCCAAGUGGCCUUCAACUGCCUCGAGUGUCUCAGAAAAUUCAAGGUCCUCUGGACAUACGGCCUCUUCGGCAAAUACGGUGACAACUAUGGCGGAUGAUCUCGAUUUCACUCGACUCAAAGUACUGAUUACUAAAGCGGCUAUAAACAGUGGCUAUCAACGAGGUGGGCCUCAGAAUUUGUCCUCGUUUGUAAAAUCCUUACCUUCAGACGCGUUCGGAUCAGCUAGCUGGCAAAAGUCGCUAUUGAAGUACUACCGGAAGCUUGUUGCCUUUGAUCCCACCUUCAUUAACGUUGGACCCCAAGCCCGCGUCAGUGCUAUUGACGUGGCCCGUGUAUGUCAGUCAAUGCUUCAGAGUGGACAAUACUCUUGGUUACGAGAUUUGUAUCGUCUGGUCUUUGGAUUUCAUAUGGAAGAAGCCUUGGGUCGAAAAGGGGUGACCAUCCAGACCUGA
Molecule: messenger RNA, 1713 nt
Organism: Penicillium taxi
Lineage: Eukaryota; Fungi; Ascomycota; Eurotiomycetes; Eurotiales; Aspergillaceae
Exons: 3
Coding region: 1-1713 (570 amino acids)
Source: RefSeq, a predicted model, not a curated record